GCUGAUAAUCAAACUCUCCUUCACUGUAUAAGAAGAGAAACCAGGGCUCCACAAAGCAACAUUGACACUGAUCUACUGAACUGAGUUCCAGUGUUCUCUGAGAAACUAUGGCGGUCUGGACGGUCUAUCUGUCUCUCUGUCUUCUGGUCGCUUUGAAUGCUUCAGUGGAAACGCAUCCUGUUGGAAAUAAACGCUGUAGCGAGUGUAAGGAAGGAUGGGUUUCCUAUGAAUGCAGAUGCUUCAAGUUUUUCAGUAACCGUUACACGUGGGCUAGAGCUGAGAAAACCUGUUUGGACUAUGGUGGGAACCUUGCUUCUGUACACAGUCAUGAGGAGUACAUGUUUGUACAGAACCUGGUUAGACACGAAACUCAGAGCACAACAAGUACCUGGAUCGGAGGCUAUGAUGCUGUGGAGGAGGGAGUUUGGUUCUGGAGUGAUGGAACCAAAAUGAACUAUCAAAUAUGGUCGCCUGGAAAUCCCAAUAACCAUGGAUAUGAGCACUGCAUUCAGAUAAACGAUGUCCAUGGCAACUGGAAUGAUAACAAAUGUCAUGCAGAGAUGCCCUUUGUGUGUGCGUACCGAACCAGCAUGUGAACAAUCAAUGUAGAAGAAACAAGCUACUUUGAUUCAUUUACAUUCCAUUAAAUGUGUAAUGGAGGCUAAUAAA
Megalobrama amblycephala (Wuchang bream) is the source of this 669-nucleotide messenger RNA. RefSeq names its product galactose-specific lectin nattectin-like. The coding region runs from base 108 to 596 and encodes 162 amino acids. NCBI's taxonomy places the organism in Eukaryota, Metazoa, Chordata, Actinopteri, Cypriniformes, Xenocyprididae. The record is from RefSeq and is a predicted model, not a curated record. The transcript has 7 exons. Gene Ontology annotation, molecular function: signaling receptor activity.